AUGAUUAAUUGUAUUUUCAAUUAGUGUAUAAUCUUUAUCUAUACAAAAGAAAAUGUGAAUUAAAUUCUUCUUACUUAAAUAGACAGACAAGAAUAACAAGUUAUUUAUUAUUUUAUUAGAAAAUAGGAUCUCAAAAGUUGUAAUGGAGUAAUUUUAGUAGUCAACUAUUUUUAUUUGCCAUAAAUAGAACUCGUAAUUGCAGAAUAAAUAAAACAAGAAAUUAAGUUAUGUGACUAAUUGAUGGAUUGAAAUAUAAUGAAGUUGGCCUUUGAUAUUUUUAUACAAAAAUGAGUAAUCAUUAUGUUAUAAUAUUAUCAGUUUAGAGUUUAUGUUCAUCAGCAAUAGGAUACAGAAGCAUGAUUAUUGGGUGUUUUUGAUUUUUGGAUCCAUUCUUAACAAUAAUUUGGUAUAUUCACUGAGAUUGCCAAUUUUUCUUUUUAUGAGUAAAUUGAUUUUUUAGUUUAUUGUAGAAUACCCAAAAUAAAGAUGUAAGAUAAUACUUAUUUAAUAUACUAUUAAGAUGAAAAUAAUAAAUUUCUGUCAUUACUUUAUUAUUCUAUUACUAAAAUGCUUCUAAUUACAAUUCAUUAGAAACAAAUAGAAUAUUUAGAGGAUAAAGUUGGAAUAAAAUCUAAUGAUUCAGAUUCACCUUAUUAAAUUCUUUUAGGAAUAGAUUUUGUUGCAAGCCUAUCAAAAUGUAUUUUAUUAAUUUAAAUAUUAGUUAUUGAAUCAUUAGAUACAAAUAUUUUAAGAAUUAUGGAAUAAUUGA
Messenger RNA from Paramecium primaurelia, 769 nucleotides. The record is from the annotation of a GenBank genome assembly. Lineage: Eukaryota; Ciliophora; Oligohymenophorea; Peniculida; Parameciidae.